AUGUCGAAUUCAUUAUUGUUUGCAGAACAAGACAACUUAUCUUCGGAUCCGAGUCGGUUUUCAAUAACAGAACAGAACGGCGAGGAAGAAAAACAAAAACAACAGCAGCAGCUCGACCCAGCUAAUACGUGCCCUACAUUAACUCUAACAGAAAACUGCUCGUUUCUAACGAUUCUCAAGCGUCUUGGUAUUUAUUGGCGUCGAAUUUUAUUAGAUAAGAUUCGACUUGUAUUUACACUCGUAUUCAUGUCCAUGCUCAAUAUUACCGCUCGAAUCGCGUGUUUUACACGACGACAAACUCAUACAUCACCACCUUCAUCAUCAGCUUCCCUCAAUUCAUUGUCGAUUUCCUCGUCAACUGGAGCGUUCGGAGUAAGUGAAAAGAGAGCAGAUUUUAUCCGAUUGGAACUCACUUGA
Molecule: messenger RNA, 417 nt
Organism: Adineta ricciae
Lineage: Eukaryota; Metazoa; Rotifera; Eurotatoria; Adinetida; Adinetidae
Source: the annotation of a GenBank genome assembly